AUUCGUCACCAUUUAAUACUCUGUCUCUUGCGUUCAUUUGCUUGAUUACUCCUUAAUUAGCCGCUUGCAUAUCCUUUCUGGAAAGGUAAAAAUAUUGAAGUUUUUCUGGUUUGGCGGUGCUCAUUUUCUCUGCACAAUUAAUAUUGGUUGAAAAGGGGAGGGAAAAAAGAAGAAACGAAUAGGCAAGCUGCUAGUCUAUCAGUUAGUUCCAAGUAUAUUAGCCCGUUUCGCCUUUCCUACGCCUGAGUCGUGCAUAUUUCCACCCUGAAAUUGGCAUGAAUCGGAACCAGAAACGCUGAAAUAAGGUUUAAAGCGAGCAGCAAAUUUGAAUCCGUUUGCUCAAGAUGGAGACUUUACCGAUCACCUCAUCGAAAACCGAUAGGCGAGGGAGAUCAAAGUCUCCUCAGACCUCGAAACCGUCGCUCGUGAUGGCCUUCUUCUCUUGCGUUGCUUGGCUUUACGUCGCUGGCCGGUUAUGGCAAGAUGCAGAAAACCGAAAUUUACUUACCAGUCUUCUAAAGAAGAACUCAGCCCAGAGGCCCAAGGUUCUUACAGUUGAAGAUAAGCUAAUGGUCCUCGGAUGCAGGGACCUAGAGAGGAGGAUUGUCGAAGCUGAGAUGGAACUUACAUUGGCAAAGAGCCAAGGGUAUCUCAAAGGCCAUCCGCUGCAAAGUAGCUCUCCUGACAAGAGACUUCUUGCUGUCAUCGGAGUUUAUACUGGAUUUGGGAGUCAUUUGCAAAGAAAGAGGUUCAGAGGGUCUUGGAUGCCCAGAGGUGAUGCCUUGAAAAAACUUGAAGAAAGAGGAGUGGUCAUACGCUUUGUAAUUGGAAGGAGUGCUAACCGAGGUGAUAGCUUAGAUCGCCAUAUUGAUGAGGAACACAGUUUGACAAAGGAUUUCUUGAUUCUUGAAGGUCAUGAAGAAGCUCAAGAAGAGUUGCCUAAAAAGGCAAAAUUCUUCUUCAGUGCUGCUGUUCAGAACUGGGAUGCUGACUUUUAUGUGAAAGUUGAUGACAAUAUCGACCUCGACCUGGAGGCUUUAAUUGGAGUUCUCGACCGUCGUCGUGGUCAAGAUGGAGCAUAUAUUGGAUGCAUGAAAUCAGGAGACGUUGUAACAGAAGAGGGAAAGCCAUGGUAUGAGCCUGAAUGGUGGAAAUUUGGGGAUGAGAAAACGUACUUCCGGCAUGCGGCUGGUUCACUUUUUAUACUUUCGAAGAAUUUGGCACAGUAUAUUAACAUAAACAGUGUGUCUCUUAAGACUUACGCUCAUGACGAUACGUCAGUGGGCUCAUGGAUGAUGGGAGUCCAGGCAACGUAUAUAGAUGACAGUCGCCUUUGUUGCAGUAGCAUCAGACAAGACAAGGUUUGUUCCUUGGCUUGAUGAGAGGACAACAGCUACUGUGGAAGAUUGGUUACAGUCAUUUGCGAUGCAUGAGGUGAUGAUUCUUUGAGGUGCGCAGCGACAGUGAAAGGGAUAGCUACAGAUUGAUGGGCCAUAAUCACUGUAGUGGAUGACAGCCAUUUUGAGCUCUCACUCGAUACUUCCGGAUGUUCCAUAACCGCUGUUAUUAUUUUGGGGCCUUUACCCCUCUUCUUUUUGACAUGUUAAACCAUCUGCCCAUGGGCAAAGAGACAACAAUUUAUUCAGCACCGAAAACGUGAACGUACACUGGCGGCCCCGUUCUUUAGUUAACAUUUGAUUCGCUUUCAUUUUGGGGAUUUGAUAAUUUCAUAUUUGAACCUAGGACCCACUGCUCAUCGCAGUUUUGCAUUUGGUAAGGAAGCUGGGCCCUAAAUGUGUGGGUACUUCCCAUGCACAAAGUGAAUUGUACUGUAUACAGAUUAUAGAUUAUAAAUGGUAUAUUUAAAUUUUAUAGAUUAUGUCUAUAUAUUUAUGUGUUUGUAUAAUA
Messenger RNA from Neltuma alba, 1908 nucleotides. Its product is annotated as hydroxyproline O-galactosyltransferase HPGT2. Gene Ontology annotation, molecular function: galactosyltransferase activity. The coding region runs from base 345 to 1379 and encodes 344 amino acids. NCBI's taxonomy places the organism in Eukaryota, Viridiplantae, Streptophyta, Magnoliopsida, Fabales, Fabaceae. Gene Ontology annotation, cellular component: Golgi membrane. The transcript is spliced from 12 exons. The record is from RefSeq and is a predicted model, not a curated record.